UAGGUCAUUUCUAAAUUCUAAUACAUCAUGAAACGUUGUCGUUUGGGUUUCCUAAUUCCUCUAGGGAUCUAUACAUGGAAUGAUCCAAGUCUAAAAUCGGUUCCUCUAUUUCCAAUCCCACCUCAAAGAUUUACGUCUCCGCAAAUCUGCCGAGUUUCUCGCCUUUGGGAGUUGAAAAUGUCAGGCAAAGCUAUCUUUUCUGCUUUUGUUGGAUCCAUUGGUAUUGCAUAUGUGUGCGACUAUUUGAUUUCUGACAAGAAGAUUUUUGGAGGUAGUACCCCUUCAACAGUUUUGAACAAAGAAUGGGAGCUGGCGACUGAAAAAAAGUUUAGAGCGUGGCCGCGAACUGCCGGUCCCCCAGUGGUGAUGAACCCCAUCAGCAACCAGAACUUCAUCGUCAAAGCCACCCUCAACGAGUAAAUGCAGUCCUUUCUCCGUGCACCCAUGAUUUAAACCUCUUGUGCUUAAACAUGGCAUAAUACAAUUCGCAGAGUGAAUCUUUUCUGUUGGAAUUCUGCUGAUUGGUUGACUGUAGAUCUCUCCACUUUAUACUGCUGAGUUUUUUCAAAUAAGUUUUGUAUGCUUGACAUGUUUUUUCGAAUUUGUCUCAUCAUUGAAGGAGUUGAUUAUGAUAAUUUGAUCAUUGAUCAUGCUUGAGGUA
Molecule: messenger RNA, 661 nt
Organism: Salvia splendens (bonfire salvia)
Lineage: Eukaryota; Viridiplantae; Streptophyta; Magnoliopsida; Lamiales; Lamiaceae
Exons: 3
Coding region: 28-420 (130 amino acids)
Source: RefSeq, a predicted model, not a curated record